UUGUUUGCGUGGAUUGUUAAGAGCGGUGACCAAACCUAUUACGUAUAUGCAAUAUCCUUUUGAUUUUCGUGGAGUUGUUCAGCUGUUGGCUCGUAUUUUUGUUCGCCGACUAGGGCUCGUUUGCAGAUCUUGCCCAAUGAUAUCUCGCAAUAAAGAGUACAAUGAAUUAGUAUAAAGCCGCUUGGUUUAAAAGAUCCUGGUGUUAUUAGUUGAGUGGUCUGUCGGGUAAAGUGGAAGCCUCCCAAAUCUGAUGUGUCAAUUUGGUUGACUUCCGUAGACGUAGCAAGUUCUCGGCAUUUUUUUCUGGCUUGAUUUUGAGAUCUUCAGGUAAAGCUUCAGAUUGAUGUAGCAAUUUUGCUUUGCCUCGAAAUAGUUUUCUCGAUAUUUUUUCUGACUGAUUUUGAGAUCUUCCGCUCAAAGUGGAGGCUACCUGACCUUUUGCGCGGCUUCCGUAGAGGAAACAAGUUAUCUACGUUUGUUCCUGGCUAGACUUUGAGAUCUUCAAAGCAAGCGUUCCCGGUUUUCUCGUGCAAAAACAGAACAAAGACUAUUGAUUUUUUUGGAGUGGUUUAUUGAAAGUAAAGCAAGGCUCAGUUUCCCGCUGAUUACCAUGGAUUUCCCUAACACAAGUGAUCCUGCGGUCGCCACUUUAGGCAAAAACACCACCAACACCUUAGCGUGCCCGGAAUCGAAAGACUCAAUUUUUUCCAAAGGUUUAAAGAUAUUCUGGUACUUUGCUAUAAUUGGGCUGUCCUUGCUUGGAAAUGCCCUGGUUGUGUGGGUCGUUCGGCGAACGGCAAGGAUGCGCACUGUUACCAAUUAUUUUAUCGUCRAUGUCUCACUUGCAGAUCUUUUGACCACCUUAUUCAACAUGUUACCAACAUUGUUCUGGAUCAUACAGGGUGUCGAUAUCUGGUACAUUGGCGGGACAUUUGGCGAAGCUUUAUGYAAGCUUUUCCAGUUCUUCCAAUUGGUUUCCAUCAGUUGUUCUGUUCUAAGCAUGGCUGCUAUCGCUUUUGAUCGUUUCUUCGCGAUAUUUCGUCCGCUUAAGCGCACAAUCUCCUUUCCUCGAGCCAAGCAGAUAAUCGUCGCGAUAUGGCUCGCGUCUAUAGUUUUUUCCUGCCCGAAUCUGUAYGCCUUGAGGCUGGAACAAAUUGGCGGUGUGGUUUAUUGUGUGGAAAAGUGGUCACCAUUGUUUGACGAAGCCAAAUCCCCCUUGGCUUACACUAUCGCGCUAUUUAUUGGCCUCUACGCCCUACCACUUUUCAUAAUAGCAGUUAUUUAUACUACAGUCAUUWUACGACUCUGGAGUCGCACGACCCCCGGACAGAACUCGAUCACAAACCGUUCAAACAGGGAGCGAACGAAUAAAAAGGUACUCAAGAUGCUAAUCACRGUGGUCGUGGUUUUUGCUGUUUGUUGGCUGCCAUUGUACGUACGGAUGUUCUUGCUAUUCUCAUUUCCUGUCAAGUACCUAUGUGGACUACCCUAUCAUAUGGACUUUAUUACUUUAUAUCUCGGCCACGCCAAUAGCGCUGUAAAUCCCUACAUAUAUGUAAUUUUUAAUGAAAAUUUCCGAAAAGGCUUUAAAGCUGUAAUAAUGAAACAGCAUCCGGAAUCCGAGAGAAUGAGUUCAACGAAGAUACAAACUACGCCUUUACAACAAGAGAGRACCACACUGCUCCUUAAGCGCCUCAAAAAGAACGGCAAAAGCACGACAAAAACUGAGAAUGAUGGCCAUUCUGCUUUUGUACGCGAUAAAGACCCCGAGCUGGUCAUAGAAGAACCGUCUUCUUCUCGUCAUUGAAUCAAAAUCAGGAAUAUUUGAAUUUGAAUAUGUGAGACUGUAUUCUGUCCGGCAUCACAAAGAAGCCGAAAUGGUUAUUGAAAAUCUUUGUAUCAGCUGGAAUCCAAGCUUAAUGACACGAGAAAUUAAAUCAAUGUAUAAUAAUUUUUAGAAAGUUAUGAUUUUUUCAGAGGUUUGAAACCCUUUGAUAUAGAGGACUGAAUAAGAAAAGGACGAGAUGAACAAGUGUUAUCUUUUAGAUCGCCAUUGUACUUGACUAUAAUUCAGUAAUAMCACAUUUCAAGGGUUUUUUUGAGCGUAACAUUGAUARGGCUUUGGRYGAGAACUUCUGUAUAUACUAUCGUYCUGYUUAAGKUUUCUGCAAAAAGAGUCGAAAAUUCUCCACAACAUCGAGACUUUUGUUA
Messenger RNA from Actinia tenebrosa (Australian red waratah sea anemone), 2211 nucleotides. RefSeq names its product substance-P receptor-like. Gene Ontology annotation, biological process: G protein-coupled receptor signaling pathway. The record is from RefSeq and is a predicted model, not a curated record. NCBI's taxonomy places the organism in Eukaryota, Metazoa, Cnidaria, Anthozoa, Actiniaria, Actiniidae. Gene Ontology annotation, cellular component: plasma membrane. Gene Ontology annotation, molecular function: G protein-coupled receptor activity.